This is a messenger RNA of Acanthosepion pharaonis, 987 nucleotides long. The record is from the annotation of a GenBank genome assembly. Lineage: Eukaryota; Metazoa; Mollusca; Cephalopoda; Sepiida; Sepiidae.
AUGGCGUCCGACAACAUGUGGGAAGAUGUUGACAUCAAGUUUGACAUCACCGCUUCACAGAUGCAGCCAUGCCCUGGGGAGAAAAUUAUUGAUAUCUUGGAGAGUGUUGAAGACACAAAAGGCAAUAAUGGGGAACGAGGACGAUUACUUGUGACAAAUUUGAGGAUUAUCUGGCACUCACAUGUCAUACCAAGAGUUAAUCUUUCCAUUGGAUUAAAUUGUAUUAUAAACCUAUCAACAAAAUUUGCAAAUUCGAAACUAAGAGGAAACAUUGAGGCUCUCUAUGUCUUGGCUAAAAGUCAAACCAGAUUUGAAUUUAUUUUUACUAAUUUGGUCUCAGGAUCUUCUCGUUUGUUCACAUCUGUCAUAGCCAUUCACAGGGCUUAUGACACUUCCAGAAUGUAUCGACAGUUGAAACUCAGAGGCGCUCUUGUUGACAACAAAGAGUUGAAGUUACUUCCCCUUGAAGAGUUGUGCAGUAAAGGCAACCUUGGUGUCUUCUACAUUACAAACAUUCGUGUUGUAUGGAAUGCCACAAUGAACGAAUCCUUCAAUGUCAGUAUUCCUUAUUUACAAAUGAAAAAUCUUAAAAUUCGGGACUCCAAGUUUGGAAUUGCUCUUGUUAUUGAAAGUUCUUCACAGAGUGGUUCCUAUGUUCUUGGUUUUCGUAUUGACCCCAAAGAAAAACUAGAAGAAGUUUCCAAAGAGAUAACAAGCCUUCUUCGUGUGUUCCGAGCGGACCCUCAGUUUGGCGUGCAGUAUGAGCUGGAAAGUAAGAUAUCUAAAGUACAACCUUCUGUCAUGCAAAAUGUAUUUGAUGAUGUAGAGAUAGAUGAAGAAGGACAGAGUGAUGCGUUUGCUGCUUAUUUUGCUGAUGGAAACAAAGAAAGGGACCGUGAACCAGUUUUUUCUGAUCAUUUAGGGUUGGCAAUUGAGAAAUUACCAGAGGGAGUCACUGUGCAGAGUCUGUGGAGUGUGCUGCCAUAA